AGAGUUGCGAAUGUAGGCAUGUUGACAAUCUAGAUUAUUGAAACUGAAAACGACAUCCAAAUCAUGUUUUUGAUGCUAUUUAUUUUACUUAUUGUAAUUUUUUUAGUCGCUCUUCCCAAUUAUUCAAAUAUUCUGUCUAAUGUGCUCUGUAAAAGACUGUUUAAAUUGAGUGAUAGUGAAUUAGAUCUUCGAGCACAAGUGAAAGAUUUAAAAUGUGAACAAGCUUCAAUAAGUAUGGCUGAUGAAUUUGCACGAUACAUGAAAUUACAGAGGAAGAUUGAUAAAUGUUUGCAGGAAAUUAAAUCAGAAGGUGAUCCAAGGCAACAGAAUGUUGCAUAUGUCAAGUUAGGAGUAAAAAUAGCAAUAUAUGUACUUCAUGGAAUAACCAUGUUAACCUUGGUACUGAUGUAUAGAUCAACACCAUUGUUAAUGAUGCCACCAGAAUGGUUUACGCCCUUCAAUAAAAUUGUUGCAAUGCCAACAGGAGAACCAGGAGGUAUUGGAAUUGGUUGUUGGAUUGUAGUAUGUAAUACAGUUGUAUAUCGUGCUAUAAGACUGUCACCUCUACUGAGCAGAUGAUAAAUUUAUUCUUCCACAAGUUUUUAUUUACUGGUGGUUGGUAGACUAAAUAGAGUGAUGGUUCUUGCCUUGAUAAUAGAAAAACCAAGUGUGUUGUUAAUGGAGAAAUAUUGGUUUUAAAAUAAAUGUCCUAUUUUCACAAUGUGAUUAAAUAUCAACAUUCCUGUUAAUGAUGUGGUGUGGUGUAGAAUAUUGGUGGUGUUUUCAUAAUGAACAUUAAUUGAAAAUAUUUCCGAAUUCGUUAUUAAUUCACUUGUCGUUCAGUACCUUUACCUUGGAACAGUUUUUGUUCCUGUUUUCCAGGUUGGUAAUGUGACUUAUUGUGCUGCCAAUUUGAGCAUAAUACCUUUUAGGGGGAGAGGGAGCAUUUG
This is a messenger RNA of Patella vulgata (common limpet), 950 nucleotides long. RefSeq names its product guided entry of tail-anchored proteins factor 1. Lineage: Eukaryota; Metazoa; Mollusca; Gastropoda; Patellidae. Bases 64 to 579 code for a protein of 171 amino acids. Gene Ontology annotation, biological process: tail-anchored membrane protein insertion into ER membrane. The record is from RefSeq and is a predicted model, not a curated record. The transcript has 5 exons.